AUGAACAAAAGAUACUACCCAGUGAAAGAAGCGAAUAUUGAAAAGGGUGCUAUAGACAUAUUUAAGCAAAAAAUCGAAAGAAAAAAACAAGAAUAUUUACGGUUCAGUUUAUCGAAAAGUUAUCACAGCAGGAAAGACGAAAAUGUGAGCAUCAUUAACAACAAUAGUAGCAGUAAUAGCAAUUAUAACAAUAACAACAUUAACAAUAUUAGCAUUAUUAGCAAUAUUAACAAUAUUGACAAUAUUAACAACAAUAAUAAUAUUAACAAUAAUAAUAUUAACAAUAAUAAUAUUAACAAUAAUAAUAUUAACAAUAAUAAUAUUAACAAUAAUAAUAUUAACAACAAUAAUAAUAUUAACAAUAUUGACAAUAUUAACAACAAUAAUAAUAUUAACAAUAUUGACAAUAUUAACAACAAUAAUAAUAUUAACAAUAAUAAUAUUAACAACAAUAAUAAUAUUAACAACAGUAAUAUUAACAGUAACUGCAAAUUUAACAAUUGCAAUUUUAGCAAUGUCAAUCAUAAUAGCAUCAUUAAAAACAAGAACAAUGCUGUCAACAAUAAGCAUAAUAGAAAUGUCGAAGGGAGUAAUUCGAUCAGUACCAGUAACCGAAAGUUGAUAUACAUAGAAACAUGUGAUACUCAUGAUAAAUACAUUUUGAACAUGUACGAUGAAGAGAACAAAACAUGUGAAGAAGAUAUGUACAACGAAGAAAAAAAAAAAAAAAAAAAAUAUGACCCUGUUCAUAAAAAAAGUGAGUCAAAAAUAGGAGGGAAAAAUGAAGAAAAUAUAUAUAUACCUUUAAAGAUAUUAUCAAAUAGAUAUGAAUAUAGUGACAUAGUUCAGGCAACGAAUAAUUUUUCUGAAGAAAAUAAAAUAGCAAAGGGAGGAAAUGGAAUGGUAUAUAAAGGAAUAUUGAAAAGUUGUAUUAACGUUGCAAUAAAAGUUUUAAAAAAAAAUGAAAAUAAUGGUUUUGAAAAUGAGAUAAUAAUUAUGAGUAGAUAUAGACAUAAAAAUAUUUUAUCAUUAUUAGGAUAUGCAAUGAAUAAACAUUAUUUUUAUCUAAUAUAUGAAUAUGUACCAUUAGGAGAUUUAAGGACGCUCUUAUUUAAUCAUUAUUAUUUUUACAAUAUAAAAAAUAAAGAAAAUAAUAUUGAUUUGCGUUAUUGUUCGAAUAUUAGAUGUAAUGAUAAUACAAAUCUACCUAAGAAUAAAUAUUUCUCAUAUUCAAAUAAUUACUCUUUUACAAAUAAACAAAUGAGUUCAUUAAAUAUGAACACUGUUAGGAAUAUUUAUCCACAGAAGGAAUUAUAUGAUAAUAAUAUACCUCUUUUUCUAUCUUUCAGUGUUAGAAUAAAUAUAUUAGUUCAAAUAAUAAACGUUCUUUGCUAUUUACAUACUUCUUGCCCUAUAGUUUAUCACAGGGAUCUGAAGUCGGCCAAUAUUUUGAUAGACGAAAAGUUCAACGCCAAGUUGGGCGAUUUUGGACUUUCCUUUAUUUACAUAAACAAUAACAACGUGUUUAACUUAACCGGCGGUACCCCAGGAUAUGCGGAUCCCUACUAUAUUUCCACGCAUGAAAUAAACGAGCAAACCGAAAUAUACUCCUUCGGUGCUCUGAUUUUAGAAAUGCUUGUUUCCAAAUCUCCAGCAAUUCAUGUGAGUAAGAAUUACAAUUGUAUAUAUAGCAAGAAUGAAAAAUGCCCUAUAUUAUGUAACAGGAAAAGAAGUGAUAGUGAGGAGAAUGUUUUUGAUUACUUGGUUAAUCAUAUAAACAUGAAUGAUUACAAAUCUAUCUAUUCUGUAUUAGAUUAUAGUGUGAACUUUCCCGACUUCUUAGUAGAGAAAUUAACAAAAUUAUCUUUUUUAUGUUUAAAUCCAAAUAUUAAAAGUAGACCAUCAUCUAAACUAGUAAACCUAAUACUUUUAGAAAUACAAAAAGAGAGUGAUUUUUUUUUAAAAAAUCAACAGGAUCUUUUUAGAAAGAAAAUUAAUUGUAUCAAUAUGUACUUUGAUGAAUAUGACAAGAACAGAUGUAACUAUACCCUUGGACCUAAUAAUAGUGAAGCUAUGAAAAAAAUGGAUGAAAGAAAAAAUAAUGGAGAUAAUAAAUUUUGUAAAAAUGAUAAAAGAAGAAAAAAUGGAGAAGGUCAAAGGAAAAUUAAAAAUUACAACUCCUUUGUUAGCAAUGUCAAGGACUUGAAUUAUAACGCGUACAUGCACAAUAUGAAAGAAGCGAAUUGCAGUUUGUAUAUGCCAAGUAUGAAGGAGACGCAUUACAGCGCGUAUAUGUCAAGUAUCAAGGAAGCGAAUCAGAACAACAGCUUAUAUCACAUUUUCCUUAGAUUAAUUCAUUCAUUUUUUAAAAAUGACAAAAUUUCGAAUUUCAAUAAAAAUUAUUACUUUAGGCAAUUUUUUUCUGAACAUAUUCAGAAAAAUGGAGAUAUCAAAGGAAAAGAUUUUUUAUAUAUGAAUAAAAUAGCCACUUCAAAUUGCACAAAUUUUAAAUACAAUACUAUUGAUAAUUUAACUAAUCUGAGAGAACUUUUUUUUGAAAAAUUACAUAAAGAUAUUUUUAAUAAAAAUUUUAUGUUUAAUUCCUUUUCAUUCAAUUUAAUGAAUUGUUACUUUAUUAGGUUUGUAUUUGACUACUUAAAAAAUAAUGCUUCAGCAAAUUAUAUGCAAGAUUCGAAUACUCCGAUUAUCGUAAAAAAUGAGGGUAAAAGUUAUCCCAUAAAAAUGUGUGGUAGCAGUAGUAGUAGUAAUAUUAUAUGUAAUGUACAGGAAUUGAAUAAUUUUAAUAAUAAAAAAAUAGAAAUUAACUGUGAGAUGGAAAAGAAAAACAUGAAUGAAAACGAAGGUGACUUAUGUAUUAAUUCAUACAAUAAAAAAUUUUCAAAGAAAGGAGCCAACAUGAAACGAGAUAACAAAAAUAAUAGCUGUUGUAACAGUAACUGUAGGAGUACCAACAGGAAUAGCAGUAAGAACAAUUACCAGGUGCCAGAAAUAAUUUUGGUGGAAGAUAACAACUGCUCUUUUAGCGGUAAAAACGGGAAUAGCAUAACGAACAAUAUGGGUAAUUGCAAGAACAAUGCAAACAUCAUCAUGAACAACAAUGCAGGAAGCAAUAUCGAAAGCAUGGGGCAAGACCCCCAUGUAGCUAAUCAGAACAGUGCGUACAACGGGCAGCAAUACAGCUGCUAUGCUCCUUCUAACCUUAACGACUUUGUCAAGAAUAAUUCCGAUAUAAGUAGUUACUACCGUAGGAAUAAUCUGCAUUUUAUAAGUAAAAAUUAUAUGAACAGUAAAUAUAACAGAAUGGAUAACAUAAACUACAAUCAUCCUGGCAACAAUUCGAGCAAAGAACAAACAAACAGGUGCACGGAUAGGUUCGCCGAUAAGUGCUCAGGAAGAUACGGGGAAAAGUGCGCCGAUAGAUUCGGCGGUAAAUGUACAGAUAAAUAUGCAGUUAAACACACAGAUCGACACGCAGAUAGGCACGCGGAUAAGUACAUUGAUAAACACAUAUCUAAUACCCAUCUGAACAACAAAAAUAACAGGAUCAACUACGAAAAGGGAAAUAACUGUAAGUGGGUUAAGAAUAAAAUGAAAAUGAAAAAUUCGAACACUGUAAAUCGUAACAAUUGUUUUGUUGAGGGGGAAAAUGGAAAUAUGGUGUGUCUAAAUUAUGGUGAAGAUCCUGAAGGGAAAUCGGGUGAGUGGUCAGGUGUGGGAUCAGGUAAAGGACCUAACGAGCAGCUACCGCAUGAGAAGCCUAUUUAUUCAUAUAAUUCUCACCAGCUGAAAAAUGAAAACAACAUGCAGAAUAAUUUGUAUUCGAACAAAUGGCCUUUAAAACGAAACUGUAGAGAUGAUACCCCCAAAAUGAUUUUUAACAUUGAAAAGGAGCAAAACGAGGAAUUGAAAGAAUCUUGUGUGAACAAUAAGAAGAAAAUUAUGCGUAUAAACAUUUCCAUUGAUGAAGAAAAAGGAGAUAACAAUUCAGAGAAGAGCAAAAAGGAGUCUAAAAAGGUUGAUUAUAUUGUAGAUGAAGAAAAUGGUAAAUACUGCAGUAACAACAACAAUUAUGCAAAUAAUGAUGACUGUCGAGUUGAUAUGAAUAACUCAGUUAUGAAUGGAAGAAACUGCAAGUUCAUGGUAAACCAUUCCAGUUCAAUUAAAAAAGAAAGCAACAAUGAUUGCUCACCGGAAAAAAAUACAUCUUUUGUAAUUGAAGAUAUUCGAGAAGGAAAUAUGAUAUACAUUUCUAAUUUUAUAAAUUAUAUAAAUUUUGAUAAGAACAAAAAUAUGGUGGACUCAAAUGUAUUUUCUUGGUUUAAUAAACACAUUUUUGAAAUGGUCAUAGAUGAAAAUAAAAUUGUUUCGGAUGUAACUUUCCUAGAUAUAUUAUACGAAUUUAAUAUAUUUAACUUCAAAAAAAAUAAUAUGAUAAAUUAUGAGAAUGAAAAUAAGUAUCUUUUAAAGGGGAAAUGGUCAUCCUAUUCAGAUAAUAAUAUUGAAAAUAAUUUUAUUUCUGUUAACUUACAGAGUAAUUUUUUUUUUGAAAUUGCUGUUUAUUAUGAUAAUAUAAAAAAUAUACAUACUGUGUUUUUAUUGAAAUCAAAUCAAAUAAAAGAUUUUAUAUGUGAUGAAAAUGAUACAAGAACAAAAAAAUUAUGGGUUUCGGACUAUGUUGGAAGAAGAAAUGAAUUUGUUGAAAAAAUUUUAAAAAAGUCUAUUUCUAAUAUUUUAUAUGAAUGCAUAAGUAGGAAACAUUGUUUGUUUCUCUUGGAAGUGAAAAUGAAAAAGUUAAGUAAACCCACUUGUUAUGAUAAUAAAAUGAAAGGGGAUUUCUCUUAUUAUUAUUUUGAAUAUAAUGUAAAAGUUGUAUGCAAUAGCGAAAAUUGCAUUUUUUCAAAUAAUUAUAUAUUGUACAAAAAUAACACCUAUUCUUAUAGUUUACCCAAUAACAUUUUAUCACUCCUUGUAUUUUCAGAGGAUAAAAUUAUGAAAGGAAUGUGCCAACAUAAGGAUUCAUUGACAACAACCCAAAGAAUUCAUUUCCCCCUUUAUCCAUUUUUCGUCAAUAUUAAUUUUUACAAUGAAAAGUAG
Plasmodium malariae is the source of this 5115-nucleotide messenger RNA. It is a transcript of the gene TKL2, whose product is annotated as tyrosine kinase-like protein, putative. The transcript is spliced from 2 exons. Gene Ontology annotation, biological process: protein phosphorylation. Gene Ontology annotation, molecular function: protein kinase activity; ATP binding. Bases 1 to 5115 code for a protein of 1704 amino acids. Lineage: Eukaryota; Apicomplexa; Aconoidasida; Haemosporida; Plasmodiidae. The record is from RefSeq and is a predicted model, not a curated record. Gene Ontology annotation, cellular component: plasma membrane.